AUGUCCCAUAACACCUCUCUGACGAACCACAACCCUACCAACUACACCAAACAUGCCAACUUUGUGUAUUCUGCCAAGUACACGUCGGCUGUCCUCGAUCUGCUUGAUCCCCAACCGGGGGAGAGUGUGAUUGAUCUCGGCUGUGGCACUGGCCAAGUCACCGAGAAGAUCAAGGCAGCAGUUGGUGACACUGGCAUUGUCCACGGUGUCGACUCUAGUGAAGAGAUGAAUAACAGCGGUGGCAGCAUCUCGUUCUCCAAAGCCGACAUCCAAGAUUACACCACCCUUGACCCAGCACUCAAGGGCAAGUUUGACGCCGUCUUCUCCUCUGCAACGUUUCACUGGUGCAAGGCCAACCCAGGGGGUGUCGUUGACACUAUCAAAUGGCUUCUGAAACCAGGUGGCAGGGUUGCGUUCGAGUUUGGAGGCUUUGGCAAUACGGUUGGCAUUCGAGCUGCUCUUCACGAGGUUCUCCGUCGCCGCGGCGUGGAUCCAACCGUGGUUGAUCCGUGGUACUUCCCGACUGCGAAACAGUAUUGCACUCUGCUCGAACAACACGGAAUGGCACCUGGGGACGUCGACCUGUUCCCCCGUCCAACUCCCCUUCCGACCGACCUGGUUGGCUGGCUCACAACGUUUGCUCGUAAAACGUUCCUCUCGUCUUACAGCCAGAAAGACGCCGACGAAAUUAUGCUGGAGGUUUCCGACCUGGCUCGCCCUGACGCGUAUUGGUGUUCUGCUGCACCUGGCAGUGGUGCCAAGGUUCCUCUGGCACCAUCUGAUGAAGAGGGGUGGGAGAUUAUGUACGUUCGUCUUCGCGGUACUGCCACUUCAAAGUAG
Apiotrichum porosum is the source of this 840-nucleotide messenger RNA. RefSeq lists its product as uncharacterized. Gene Ontology annotation, molecular function: S-adenosylmethionine-dependent methyltransferase activity. The transcript is spliced from 4 exons. NCBI's taxonomy places the organism in Eukaryota, Fungi, Basidiomycota, Tremellomycetes, Trichosporonales, Trichosporonaceae. The record is from RefSeq and is a predicted model, not a curated record. Bases 1 to 840 code for a protein of 279 amino acids.